Danio rerio (zebrafish) is the source of this 9709-nucleotide messenger RNA. Lineage: Eukaryota; Metazoa; Chordata; Actinopteri; Cypriniformes; Danionidae. The record is from RefSeq and is a predicted model, not a curated record.
CACACCAGAGUGUUUUAUCAAUGGGCGCUCCUGCAGUGGACUGGACUCCAAUGCCCACAACUCUUCCCGUGAUGAUGAUGACGCCGCCGCAGCCGCGCGCAACGCGUCUCACGCAACGCUCUGUGUUUUGGAGAAGAACGGAAGAUGGCGUCCUCAAACAAUCCGCGAAAAUUCAGCGAGAAAAUCGCCCUGCACAACCAGAAGCAGGCGGAGGAGACCGCGGCGUUUGAGGAGGUCAUGAAAGACCUGAGCAUCACGCGAGCUGCACGGCUGCAGUUACAGAAGACCCAGUAUUUGCAACUAGGCCAGAAUCGAGCUCAGUGCUAUGGAGGGUCACUGCCCAAUGUCAAUCAGAUUGGAAAUAGCAACACUGACCUCCCUUUUCAGACGACAGUUUUAGACACCAAUCGGACGUCCCGGCACCAUGGCUUGGUGGACCGCGUCUAUCGUGACCGGAAUCGCAUCGCUUCUCCACAUCGUAGACCUCUCUCUGUGGACAAGCACGGACGUCAGAUUGACAGCUGCCCUUAUGGCUCGGUAUAUCUGUCACCGCCUCCUGACACAAGUUGGCGGAGAACAAACUCUGACUCAGCUCUACACCAGAGCGCUGUGAAUCCAGCUCCACAGGACUCUUUUGUUGGUGGAUCUCAGGAACUGCAGUCAAAAGGCGUAAAGACAUUGCUGUUGCUCACCCCUCCGGACACAGAGGAUGCUGAAUCAGAAAUGGAGAAAGAUGAUUCCAAGACAUCUCUGCUCACAGAUUCCUGUGAUGUUCCUGGCAUUAACAUAUUUCCCUCUCCCGAUGAAGAAAUGAAUUGCUCCUUGAUGCCAGGUGCUCACAGCACAGGCGGCUCUUUACCUGAUCUGACAAACAUCCAGUUCCCUCCUCCCCUCCCGACCCCACUGGAUCCGGACGACCCUAUUACCUUUCCUACAUCCAGUUCCAGCAGUACCAGCAACCUGACCACCAAUCUGACCCACCUGGGGAUCAGUGCUGCCAGUCACGUUCCUCCCUCCCCUCCAGCCCAGCACACAGGCUCCGCCCCCUCACCCAGCCUCAGCCAACAGCAAACCACACCCACACUACCGCCUGCUGCCUCUCCUCAGAUACCACUUGCACAGCCGAUCACGAUGGACAGUCUGUUACUGGAGCAGCAGUUGUCUCAGUACUCGCUGCUGAGUUUACUGAACGACCUGCAGAAGCAGCCACACACCCUCCCUCAGAACAUCCGUCUCAUACGGCUCCCGCCCCUCACCGUAAGCUCCACCCCCAGCACCACCCAGACCUCUCUUGCCAGCCAAUCACCGACAACCACAGGUGGAACUGCCAACUCGUACCGCAGUCAGCCUGGCUCUUCAACAAAUCAGUCCCCAACAUCUCCAGUUUCCAAUCAGGGCUUCUCACCUGGUGGUUCACCCCAACAUAUUCAGGUGGUUGGCAGCAUCUUUGGAGAUUCGUUCUAUGAUCAGCAACUUCCCUCCAGACAGACCAAUUCCCUGUCAAACCAGCUGGAGCAGUUCAACAUGAACAUGAUGGAGAAUCCAGGAAGCACUAGUCCCUGUUCAACACUCAACUACACACAGGCCGCCAUGAUGGGUUUAACUGGGAGCCACAACAGUCAGCAGGACGCACAGCAGCUGAGCUACAGUAGCCAUGGCAACAUCCCCAACAUCAUUCUCACAGUGACGGGGGAGUCUCCUCCCAGUCUCUCCAAAGACCUCACCAGCUCAUUGGCCGGCGUUGGUGACGUCAGCUUUGAUGCGGACUCGCAGUUCCCAUUGGACGAACUGAAGAUCGACCCCUUGACACUGGACGGACUGCACAUGCUAAACGACCCAGACAUGGUUCUCGCCGACCCGGCCACCGAGGACACUUUCCGCAUGGAUCGACUGUAAACCUUUGAAUGCAAUUUUAAGCGAGACAUUUUUGCUGCAUGGCCUCUCUGUUCACCAUCUGGUCAGUGGCCGUCCCCCGACCUUCCCAUCUAACAGCAUGCUGCCAAACUACUCAUGGCCUGGGGCUGGUGGUGGCAGGCAGCUAGGGUUUGGGGAUGGGCUGGGGUGGAGGUGGAAGUGCCGUAUCCACAAUGGAUGGCUUCCAAUGCACAAUACCAUCCACCACCCACUCUCUUUAUACGCUCAACUUUAGUUAUCCGCGUUAGUUGUUAACGUCCAUUUUGCGUUCGUCUCAGUCUAUGUCGUGUCGUGUUUAUACUAUUCGUUUUACCAAUCACGCUGUUAUUGUGUUACGUUUCUAUAUAUUUACGUUUCCUUCAGUAUUUUAUGUAACGUUAAAGUGAAUUGCCAAAUUUCAUACAUAUGUUUGUUUGUUUACACAAUUUCGACCUGUUUAUUCAUGUGUGUGAAAUCAACAUUUAUUUAUAUCGUGUAUUUAUAAUAUUCUAAUUAUUUUUUUAUAAUUAUAGCUCUAAAUAUUAUUUAACCAUAUGUACGUAAGGAGCACUACUCCCCCAGAUUGUAUAUCAAGGGUUUUAAGGGAGCGUUGCUCGUUGUACACUGGAAGGCAUACGUUUGCUUUUACAAAAUGGCUUCCAUAGCGUUUUCGAUUUGCUAGCAUUUUGUAACAUCUCAAUGAUGUCACGAUUGGUGUUAUCAUAUUUAUUUUUAGCAUUUGCUAGCGAUUUUAUGAAAUUCUUGCAAAACGACAGCAGUCUCUCGAUUGAAUUCUACCAAGAUUUUGGUGUUUUUGUGGACUGUCAUGUGACUUUUCGCUAUGUUUUGCGUAUGUUAUUUAUUCAUAUUGAAGAUUCCAUUGCUGUAAUGUAUACGCUUCAACAUUGGUCAGUAAAGGUGACCCAAGAGCUGCUGCAGAAACCUGCUGAACACUACACUGUGAGAGGACCUGAUUUUGCCUUAUAUGAACAAAAUGCUGUUUUUAACUGUUGAUGUGUUUUUCUAAUUGUAUCCGAAGUGUUUUCCUCUCGAUCUUCUUGGUUUAACGAUGCCAUUUUGUUUAGUAUUGAACGCUGUAAAGUUUGUACUUGUACUGCCAAACAUAACCCGAGGUUCUGUUGUGAUGAUGAUGUCAUUCAUCUAGCUUGGGGAGAGUAAUGCUCCUUAUUCUGUGCUGUUCAAUGGGAGUUUGUGUUUGUCGUUCCUGUUAGUACGUUCAAGCCCUGCAUAAUGUUUUUUUGGAAUUAAGGAAUCACUCAUGUACAAUUCAAUGACAGUUACAAUCACUACACUCUCAGAAGUAAAGGUAUAAACCUGGUAACUUAAAAAAAAAAGGUUCACGUUUGUAGCUUGAGUACAUAUUAGUACCUAAAAAGUUCCAAAAAAUUACCAUUUACAUGUUUAGGAACUAAUAUUUAUUAAGUUAACCAAUGUAGACACUUUUUGCCUUUGCUUUGGAGAGUGUAUAUACAGUGAAGUCCAAAAUUAUGAGUUAACGCUGUAUUUAAAUUGUCCCUGCAUAUUGUACAGCAUUUAAGUAUCUUUGCAAGUAUGCAUCAACUUAUUCUGCUUACCCCAACCAAACAUUCUACUAUUCAGGGUUCCCAUUGGUCAAGUAAUUUUUGAAAUAUUAUAAAAUAUCUAUUCUUAGAUAUUAAAACGCAGUGCUUAUGAAUUUUUUUUUAUCUAAGUUAUGAAAAAUCAGACUUUUGUUUGACAUUUUAAAUUUUACCUCCUACCUAUCAAAAUUUCAGAUUAUUGCAGUUAAAAAUACCUGAUUUGGUGAAUUUUCUUAUAUCUUACAGCAAUAUUUAAAACAUUUUUUUUCUAUAAUUUUUCCAUAAUUAAUACCUGAUUUGGUGAAUUUUCUUAAAACUUACAGCAAUAUUUAAAGCAUGUUUUUGUCUAUAAUUUUCAAUCAUUUUUUUCUAUCAUUAAAAAUCUGAGAAUUUUAUUAUUUUAUUUUUUAAGUCAUGGAAUAUUAGAUUUUUGUUUGUUAUUUGAAAUUUUACCUCCCAUUUAUCAAAAUUUCAGAUUAUUGCAGGCAAAAAUACCAGAUUUGGUGAAUUUUCUUAAAACUUACAGCAAUAUUUGAAGCAUUUUUUUCUGACAUUAAAAAUCUGGGAAUUUUAUUUUUACAUUUUUUGUUCAAGUCAUGGAAUAUCAAAUUUUUUGCUUGUCGUUUUAAAUUUUACCUCCCAUUCUUGUUGGCCAAAAACGACUGAUUUAAUGUCAAAUUUACUCAAAAUUUACAGCAAUAUUUGCACCAUUUUGUUGCGUUGUUUUGCUGUAGAAAAUAUACAUAAAUCUACACAUUUUAGUUCAUUACUUUUUCGACCUCAAGAACCAUUGGUUCCUGUAAUUUAUAUAAAAGGAAUGCUUAGAAACAAAGAGAGAAAAGUGUCCAAAUCUUAAUCAUAAAAAGCUUUUUCAUAAAAAGCGUUUCAAAGCAGCUUAACAUUGAUAAAGUUCUAGUAAAUUAAAAUCUAGUACAGUUAAAUUAUCUUCAACAGCAUUAAAAAACAUGAUCAAAUUAACCUUUGAGUGAUCAGUACGAUGAAUGUAGCCCUCAAAUACAGUAAGUUUUGCCUGGAUUUGCAUUGCGUUAAUGACAUGGCCCAUCUUUAGCAAGUAACACACUGCCUUGCAUAUAAUGUUUAUAAUGUACAUAUAAUGCGAAUAUGUUUUAUAUAUAUAAAAUAAUGCAGAUGGCAUGGAAUGAAUUUGAACAGUGGCCCUCUUGGUCAAAAUAUAUCUGCGCUAAUUUAAAAAUCUCCAAAUUUCCAACAUUUCGAGCCAUUUGCACUAAUUCUGUCAGUACACAACAGCUGCUUCUUUUUCUAUUCAUUAUAAGUCAUGGAAAUGCUGUGUGUUUUGUUGUUAAGAGACUAUGGACUCGACAUUUGGUUUAGAGUGGGAACCCUGACUAAUACUGUAAAGAGAAUAAGUUGGCAUGUAAUUGCAAAGUUAGUUAUAAAGUUAACAAAAUGGGACAUAAAAUAAGCUAUAAACACAUAAUUAUGUACAUUGAACAAUAUGAUUGAACAUACAGUGAGUAUAAUAUAUCUUUGGAGUAAUAUAAAAAAUAUCUUGAGAUCUAUGUAUGUUUUAUGGGUGUACUCACACUGGGGUAUUUGGACAUGUUUAAGCUUUAGAGCAUAUCACGGUAACUGAUGAAAUACGGUAAAAAUGCAAAUUCCUCCUUCAAAAAAAAGAUAGUUCAUUCAAAACUGAAUAUUUUAUCAUCAUUUACUCACCAUUGAUUUGUUUCAGAUCGGUUUAUGUUUCUUUUUUUUUUUUUUUUGAACACAAAAUGAUAUAUUUUGACUAAAGCUGGAACCCUGUACCCACUGACUUCGAUUUUCUACUAUGGAAGUCAAUGGUUACCAGUUUUCAUCUUUUUUUGUCUCCAAAACAUCUUCUUUUGUGUUCAACAGAUUAAAGAAACUAGCUUUGGAACCACUUGAGUGCGAGUAAAAAAAUUUGAUUUGAUCUCUUUAGAUUUGCAGAUUGACAGCCAAUAUAGACGAUACAAAUAAAUUUAUCAAUUUUUUCUGCAUUAUUGUCGAAACAAAAGCCAAACAUAUACAGAGAACAACUGAUUUUUAACUUCAGAAAAGUUUGAAGUAAUCUCUGAACAUUAUUUUGUGUACUAUUAUUUCUAUGUCCAACUUUCUUUAUCUGAAUAAAAUAUACUGCCUGACCAAAAAUUUGCAUAAAUAAAGCAACCAAGUCGCUGAACAUAAGCCAAAAGUAAAAAUGAAAAUGAAAUUGCAGGAAGCAAAAAUAAUAGCUAAAUUAUCAGCUUAAAGCUAUCAGCUUAAUUUAAUAACUAUGACAUGGCCAAUGUCAAUAAGCCUGCCGAUAUAUAAAAGUGGCAGGCAGGAAAUGUGGAGUGCUUUAACCAGCAGAGAUAAUACCGAAAUAUUGGCUUAAUGAUAUUGGCUUCAUUUUGAUAUCAGACCGAUAACAAUGACAUUAAAAAUAUAGCAUUUAUCGGUCAAUGUCAAUAAGGAUGUCAAUAAAUAAAAGUGGAAUGCAGGAAAUGUAAAGUGAUUCAACCAGCAGAGAUAAUACCUAAAUUAUCGGGUUAAAAAUAUUGGUUUAAUUUUGUUAUCCAACCGAUAACAAUGACAUUAAACAAAGCAUUUAUCGGCCAAUGUCAAUAAGGCUGUCGAUAUAUAAAGGUGACACGCAGAAAAAGUGAAGUGAUUCAACCAGCAGAGAUAAUACCUAAAUUAUCGGCUUAAAGAUAUCAGUUAAUUUUGUUAUUGGACCGAUAACAAUGACAUUAAACAUAGCAUUUAUCGGUCAAUGUCAAUAAGGUUGUCGAUAUAUAAAAGCAUAGUGUCGGAAACGUGAAGUGGUUCAACAAGCAGAAAUAAUCCCAAAAUUAUCGGCUUAAAAAUAUCGGCUUAAUUUUGAUAUCGGACCGAUAACAAUGACAUUAAACAUUGCAUUUAUCGGUGAAUGUUAAUAAGGCCACUGAUAUGUAAAAGUGUGAGGCAGGAAACUCCUGGAGUGGUUAAACCAGCAGAGAUAAUACGUAAAUUAUCAGCUUAACGAUAUCAGUUUAAUUUUGAUAUCAGACUGAUAACAAUGACAUUAAAAAUAGCAUUUAUUGGUCAAUGUCAAUAAGGCUGCCGAUUUAUAAAAGCGUUGCGUAGGAAGCAUGAAGUGGUUCAACAAGCAGAAAUAACCCCUACAUUAUUGGCUUAAAGAUAUCGGUUUAAUUUUGUGAUCAGACCAAUAACAGAGACAUUAAAAUAGCAUUUAUUGGUCAAUGUCAAUUAGGCUGCCCAUAUGUAAAAGUGUCAGGCAGGAAAGACCUGGACUAGUUCAACCAGCAGAAAUAAUACCUAAAUUAUCGGCUUAAAGAUAUCGGCUUAAUUUUGUUAUCGGACCAAUAACAGUGAUAUUAAAAAUAGCAUUUAUCAGUCAAUGUCAAUAAGGCUGCCGAUAUGUAAAAGUGUCAGGCCUAGAGGGGAUCAACCAGCAAAGAUAAUAACUAAAUUAUCGGAUUAAUGAUAUCGGCUUAAUUUUGUUAUCGGACUGAUAACAAUGACAUUACACAUAGCAUUUUUUGGUCAAUGCCAGUAAAGCUGCCGUUAUGUAAAAGUGCCAGGCAGGAAACUCCUAGUGUGGAUCAACCAGCAAAGAUAAUAACUAAAUUAUUGGCUUAAUAUCGUCUUAAUUUUGUUAUCGGACCAAUAACAAUGACAUUAAACAUAGCUUUAUCUGUCAAUGUCAAUAGGGCUGCCGAUAUAUAAAAGUGUCCGGCAGGAAACUCCUAGAGGCAUUCAACCAGCAGAAAUAAUACCUAAGUUAUCGGCUUAAAGAUAUCGGCUUAAUUUUGCUAUCAAACCUAUAACAAUGACAUUCAAUAUAGCAUUUAUAGGUCAAUGUCAAUAAGGCUGCCGAUACAUAAAAGCAUCGCACAGAAAACAAGAAGUCUUCACACCAGCAAAUAUAACACCUAAAUUAUCUGCUUAAUGAUAUCGGCUUAAUUUUGAUAUCUAACCGAUAACGAUGACAUUAAAUUUAGCAUUUAUAAGCCAAUGUUAAUAAGGAUGCCAAUAUAUAAAAGUGCAGCAUAAUUAAUACUUAAUUAUCGACUUAAAGAUAUCGGCUUAAUUUUGCUAUCAAAUUUUGAUAUCGGACCGAUAACAAUGACAUUAAACAUUGCAUUUAUCAGUAAUUGUCAAUAAGGCUGCCGAUAUAUAAAAGUGUCAGGCAGGAAACUCCUAGAGGCGUUCAACCAGCAGAAAUAAUACCUAAAUUAUUGGCUUAAAGAUAUCGGCUUAAUUUUGCUAUCAAACCUAUAACAAUGACAUUAAACAUUGCAUUUAUAGGUCAAUGUCAAUAAGGCUGCCGAUACAUAAAAGCAUCGCACAGAAAACAAGAAGUUAAUUUUGCUUUCAAACCGAUAACAAUGACAUUAAACAUAGCAUUUAUCAGUCAAUGUCAAUAAGGCUGCCGAUAUAUCAUGCAUCCAAAGUAUUUCUGAAGUGAAAACCAGCAUGCUGCAUAAAUGAUAAAGACAGUCUAUUAAUAAAAUGUAUUUUUGUUUUCUUUAAAACCAAAAUUGCAUCAUAAAUGGUGCAAGCGUACUCCGAAUUGGUGAGUUAAAGUGCAAAAUAAAUAAAUAAACUCAACAACCAAAGCACUAUGGUGCAAAAAAACCCAGCACUAAAGCAACCCUGACUAGUGUGAGUAUGCCCUUAAACUGCUAUGAUUAUAUAGUUACAAAGGUAUUUCUAUUAGUCAUAUUUUUGGACCCCACUAUAUUAAAAUCAAAAAAAAAUUGUCUGCUAGCCAGAUGAAAUUCAGCCUGUACUUGACAUCAAACAAGACGUUUUUGCUUCAGCCAGAUAUAUUUUGGUAGUAACUCUUAAAACUGUGCAAAUCCGAUUUGUGAUUCCUAUGCAAACGAAAAGCAUUAAUCGACCAAUCACCUGAAGUAUUUCUGGCUGCAGACCAAUCGAAUUCUUAGGGCUGAGAAGCAAGGAUCGGUUCAGUGGAUAUUGUGUAGUUUAUUCGACAUAACCACAAUAAUCACUGUUUUAAUUUCUCAAACUCUCAUCCCAAAUGUAUCUUCUAUAGUUUUCAUGUUCACCAUCAGCGUAUUUCUCAAACACUUUUCCCCCCCUGAAAAUAGUGUACAUAAAGCUUAGCACAGGAAUAUGACGACUGCAUGUCAAAACGAGUAAAUACCUUUAGAACAAGGUCUCCGUUAGCUUUUUAUUUGGUACGAGGUCUUCAUUAGCUUGGCUAAAACAAAAAACAAAAAAAAGAUUCACUGCACAUAAAACAGUAUAGACCCCCAGACACAGUGCAUGUAUUAGUUAAUGCUAGUGGUGUCAUUUUACUGUCUGUGAUCAUGUUUAGAAACGGAAUAUAUUUAUGGGGCUCCGUAUUAGUGCAUUACACCAAAUGAUCUGCUUGAGAAUGCUUGACCAAAGCACCGAUCUGUUAUGUUGCUCUUUCUUUCUGGUCACAGUAGCAUUUCUGAUUUAUUUCCUCACGAUUGUAGCAUGUUUAAUAUGUUCGUUUGGGUCAUUCCCCCUCCUCAUGCUCACUGCAUCUUGGGUUUUCAUUUCAAAUCCUGUCAGAAAGAUAUGGCAGCUUUCAUACUGAUGUAUGUGCAUUUCUUCAGAAUCUUUGGCUUCAGAAACUUGGACUGUUUUACCUUACGAGGAUGCGUAUUUUUUCAACUGUACAUGCGUUUUUCUUCCCCGGUUUAUCGUGAUGGUGCGUUUUUUGUGUACUGUUCUCUGUACUGCACUGAUAAUUCAGAGGGAAAACAAUUCUGGAAGCGUAUAUGUGUGACUUCCCAAUGCAAACCGAAAAAAAAGGGCUCAGUCUGUUUGUUGCUUUAACGUGCGAAACAUUUGGAGAUGUGGGCAGACUGCACGUGUUUAUUGGUCAAAUAAUCUGUUGUUGAUUUAGCAUGCAGCCAAACUGCCUGUUCGGGGCGUUUCUGAAGCGGUUUUAGCUAACAGCACUUCUGUGUAUGUUGGAAUUGUUAACUGUUCUGGUUAUUUGUGUGAGCAAACCCCCUUUAGCGUAAAUUCCCCUUUAAGCCUUAAUAGAACUGCUGAGCAGUUAGUUACCAUGUCCGUACCAUUAAGACUAAUAAGGACGUAGUUGACUAAACGGGAUGUAUUUCUUAAUAAAAAAACAAAAAACAAAACAUAAUAGUAGUAGUGACCCAUAGGAUAGCUAGCGUUGAUCGAUAUAACACUCCUUCCUUUUAAUGAAACUGUUUUUUUUUUUUUUGAAAAUGCAAAUUUUA